Molecule: messenger RNA, 1015 nt
Organism: Daldinia caldariorum
Lineage: Eukaryota; Fungi; Ascomycota; Sordariomycetes; Xylariales; Hypoxylaceae
Product: S-adenosyl-L-methionine-dependent methyltransferase
Exons: 5
Coding region: 98-970 (290 amino acids)
Molecular function (GO): S-adenosylmethionine-dependent methyltransferase activity
Source: RefSeq, a predicted model, not a curated record
UAGGUAACUGAUACCUAACAUCGCACUACCCUAUCAUCAGCAAGCCGCAAACAACACCAACUUUCCCUCCUAGAAACUUCAUGUCAAGCUGAUAAUCAUGACAUCUCACAGUAGCAACCUUCCAGCGGCCGCGGAAGAAGGGUUUAAAGAUGCUGCGUUAUAUGAUGCAUAUCGUCCUUCCUAUCCUCCAGAGGCCGUCGAGACGUUCCUUGAGAAGUUACACAUUGCGCAGCAAUUUGGCUCCCAGAUCGUGGAGAUAGCUUCCGGUACCGGCAAAUUCACAGAGCUACUAGCUAAGCGACCCGAGUCGUUCACUGUUAAGGCCAUUGAGCCUCACCAUGGCAUGAGGGAGAAGCUUGCGCAGAAGGAUUUAGCAGGUGUAGAGGUGAUCGAUGGCAAGGCUGAUAAGAUGCCGGUCGAAGAUGAGUGGGGGGACGCUUGCAUCGCUGCUCAAUCAUUUCACUGGUUUGCUACUCAAGAAGCUCUGAAGGAGAUACAACGUGUGUUGAAACCAGGAGCGGUAUUUGGUGUCAUAUGGAACAUUGAGGAUUACAACAAACCGCAGAGCUGGCAAGCAACGACAAGAUGGGAACAGAAGCUGAACGACUUCAUUUGGUCACUGGAUGAUGGGCUUCCUCGAUUUAGACAUCAGAAAUGGAAAGAAGUAUUCGAUCAGCAACUGCCAGGGAGCCCACUGCAAGCUAUCAAAGACACCUUCACGGAUCGGCUACCUAGAUUUAGUCUUCCAAUUGGGGAGGAUUCCGUCAAAUGGACAGUCUGGCUUAGCGAGGAGGCGCUUGCGUCCCGGCUGGAUACUUUAAGUCAGAUUGCUGUACUGAAGAGCGAUGAACGAGAAGCUUGGGUCAAGCUCUUCAAGGAGACAAUCCGUGGGAGUGAUGUUGAGAGGAAUGACAAGGGUGAAAUCGCGGUACAUGGUGUCACGUUCUUCGCCUGGACCGAUAGAUUAUGAGAAUCAUUUAUGAGCCACGAACACACAUUAGUCAAAUUAGCAAAG